Molecule: messenger RNA, 723 nt
Organism: Macadamia integrifolia
Lineage: Eukaryota; Viridiplantae; Streptophyta; Magnoliopsida; Proteales; Proteaceae
Exons: 3
Coding region: 200-493 (97 amino acids)
Source: RefSeq, a predicted model, not a curated record
UCUGUCUCUCCCCCUCCCUCUGUGUGGCAACUAAUCUAAUAUAAUCCCUCAUAGAGAUACCGUCAUUCUCAUCUUUCUUCCCCUGAUCUCUUCCUUCUCUCUCUAUCUCUCAAGAUUUUCAUUCUUUUCUCAUCUCUUCAUCUGGUUCUUCUUUAGUGAAGAAGUGUCAAUUAAUAGGAGGAAGUCGACGAUCAAGAUCAUGGGGGACUCAUCUUCUGCUUCAUAUAUUCACAUGGUGCAACACUUGAUUGAGAAGUGUAUUAUCUUCCACAUGAGCAAAGAAGAGUGCAUGGAAGCUCUCUCUAAGCAUGCAAAUAUAAAACCAGUCAUCACCUCCACUGUAUGGAAGGAACUGGAGAAAGAGAACAAGGAUUUCUUCCAGGAGUACGCGAGAAGCAGAGGAGAAGAAGGGAAAUCCGAGGAGCAAGCAAGCCAAAAGAUACAGAAGACACUUUCCGAUUCCUCCUCCGCCGCCAGAGAUUCCGACAACUAAUCCCCUAGCUACUCGCUUCAAAGAGAAGGCGUACGAUAUAAUCAAGGGAAUUCUUCUUUUUUCCAUUCGACAUAUAUACUCUUCUUUAAGUGUAUUUAUUAGGGCUACUUCCUUUGUAUAGUUUGUAAUUAAUCCAAUAUUAGAAGAUUUAUUAACGUAGGGAAGAGAAGCAAAUGAGAUUAUGAGAGAGAGGAAUUUUUACAAGUAUAAUUAGUACUAAAGCUUAAAUC